This is a messenger RNA of Plasmopara halstedii, 174 nucleotides long. RefSeq lists its product as uncharacterized. The coding region runs from base 1 to 174 and encodes 57 amino acids. NCBI's taxonomy places the organism in Eukaryota, Oomycota, Peronosporomycetes, Peronosporales, Peronosporaceae. The record is from RefSeq and is a predicted model, not a curated record. The transcript has 2 exons.
AUGCACAUCGGUCUGACGACCAAGCCGGACGUGAAGAGCUCUAAUGCAGCCGAAGCAAAGUCUCUACCAUCAUCUAUAGCAGCUGUGACAAGAUUAAGAAUCGAUAUGAGCGCAUUCAGCUACAAUGGUCCAAGCUACACGCCUGCACGUCCUAAAAAGUCAUUUUCAUUAUGA